Molecule: messenger RNA, 2318 nt
Organism: Erpetoichthys calabaricus (reedfish)
Lineage: Eukaryota; Metazoa; Chordata; Cladistia; Polypteriformes; Polypteridae
Product: KAT8 regulatory NSL complex subunit 1-like
Exons: 13
Coding region: 23-2203 (726 amino acids)
Cellular component (GO): NSL complex
Molecular function (GO): histone acetyltransferase binding
Source: RefSeq, a predicted model, not a curated record
CCCUCCUUUAUCUGUGCAGGUCAUGCCAAGCGAGUGGCAAUGGGCAGAACAAAGAGCAGCCUUAGGCAGUCGAUGGGCAUGGCUCCAGGCCCAAGUGUCUGACUUGGAAUAUCGCAUUCGCCAGCAAACGGAGCUCUGCAGGCACACCCGCACCAGCAAGGUGCCCGUGGUCCUGGGUGAGGCUCCAUCCUCCGAUGAACUGUGCCACGCGCCGCCCCAUCUUCCCAGUGCCCUUCAUCUCAUACAUGGCCUCAAUCACCAGACUUCUCAUUCAGUCCAUUCACUGGACAGUGUGUUUUCAUCCAGCUGCUCAGGGACUACCUUUGCCUCCUCCAGGACUCCUGUACCUCCUUGUCCACCAAAUGGAGCCCUGCACAGCUCCCUUUCGUAUUCCCCAGAACAGUGGGAUGUUACAUCAGAUGUUCUCAGGAAGAAGCAGCAGUGGCCGGAAAUCCAAGUUGCUAACCCUUCUGCCCUUGACAGCAGCUGUGUGGCAGCUAGAGUUCGACCCCUGUGGCGGCACCAGCGCCGCAAACUGGUUCGUGUUGGAGCAACCCCCCAUCUUCGUGCCAAGUCAGUGUCACUGCAGUGCAACUGUGAACCACCCUCAGUGUGUAUUGGUUGGGGUGAGCGUAGCCUCUCCUCACAAACCUCCGACCAGAAGUCUCGGAGCAUUAAAGAGCGAGCAGCUUCCCUUGAUCCUUCCUUCCACCCUGUGCUAUCAUUUUUCAAUGAUUGCCCUCUGCACCUGCUCUUGGAAGGCCGUACACAAGAAACCAGUCAUACUGCAAAAUCUCUCCUUGGGGAACAGAGUGCACGGCUUCACCGACAUAAGGAAGAGGGACAAUGGCAUCAAAAACAUGGGGGUGUCCGCCUCUCUCAGCUCAAAAAGAAAGUCUCCGAAUCCAGUCGGUCCAGCUGCCAUAGAACCACCCCCUCCAUCCCUUCAUCUGCCAAGCUGCCUCACAAUAAGAACAACACUGAACAUCCUCUCCGGCAUCGCUUGGACAGCUGGCAGCCCACUUUAGACUUCCAGACCAACCUCACCAUGGAGAGGACCGUUACUCCUGUUCGGAAGAUACAUUCCACCCCUCUCCCUUCCAGUUGUGUGAGUCGCACAGACAAGCUGCAGAGGGGCACAGGAAGCCUCAGUCCUUACAUUCCCAAAUCCUCUCCUGAAGUGCCACAGCCUGCAGCAGUUGCCUUUGGGGAUCCAGUGAUGAGUUCUCUGUCUGCUGCGUCUUCUCAGCCAAGCCGGAGGAGGAGAGUGGAGAAUUCAUUUGAUAUUAAUAACAUCGUUAUACCAAUGUCAAUGGCAGGCGGAGCUAGAUUUGAGAAGUUGCAGUACAAGGAGAUCCUAACACCCAGUUGGAGACACUUGAAUUGUGAUAGUGUACUGCCACCACGCACUUAUGUGGAAAAAGAGGAUGAAUACCCAGAGACGGAUGAGGUGGAAGAUACUUCAGAUGAGGCCUACCUGAGCCGGCACCAACCAUGUGAAGAACGGGAGAAAAGCCGGUGGAGCAGUUGGGCCCUGAGUUCCUCACAACGCAGAGGUGGCAGGUCCUCUAACAAGGGUGAAGGUCGACUCACACCACAGCCGCAACUGCUAAAUGCAGGCCCAACACACCCUGUUUCUCCACCUGAGAUGACUUCUGUUCUUCUUAUUGAUUCACCCUACUUGUGUUCUCAGAGCCCUCCUGAUACCAGGGAUCAGCGGAGCAGAGGACUUUCAUUUAGUGAGGACACAAUGUCAUCCAUACCAGAUGAGGAGGUUCUAACAGUACUCCCAUGGGAGCCCCGCUCUUUUCCCCUGUCUGAAGAAGAGUUAAAAUUGGUGCAAAAUCAGGUGGAGGAAAGGACAUUUCAUGAGCUCUGGUGGCAUCAAAGGACAAACUGUGACAGCUCAGGGAGCUCGGGUGGCGGCUACUUGAACAACUUGCAUAAGAGCCAGACAGAAGCUACUGACUCAGGGAUAUCGCUGGUGAGCGCAGAUCCUACAGCCACUCCACCUAGCCCUUCUGUGUCACGGUGCGGCCUGCACAGUGUUGUGCUGCACCUUAAUGCCAGUGCGCUUUCAGACCUGCCUCCAGAGCCUGCUGUGCCUCAGAGCAGCGUGGACCUAGGGUGCUGCGCCACGCCACUGGCCGCUUCACCGCGGUCUUUACUGAACCCUGAAGAAAUGACAGCCCAGGACAGAUGAGGCUCGCUCACACAUAUGUUCUGUUCUAGCUGCUUUGAAUGUGUUUGAUAUUCAAACAACUACUGUAUUGUGAGGGAGACGUGUGAAAAUUACACAUAAAGCUAUAUACCCAGCA